CUUGGUUCACUUCGACAGCGAGCGACACUCGGUCCGUUGAGCGUAUAAACGUUUGUUUUGCUUGACGGUUUUUUGUUUUACUUUUUUUUUGGAUUAAUUCGACGUCAUCGCUUUGUUAUUGUCGUCAUCAAAUGUAAAGCAAUCAAAUAUUAUCGUUGGUAAUGCUUGUGGUAGUUCGGUAUUGCCGUUUCUUUUGAACGUGUUUAUAUGUGAGUGAGUCCUUAACACAAGUGCUGUGCGUUUCAUAAAGUUAAUCUUUCUUGUAUAGAAUACCCAAGAAUCAAACAUCAUCAUUAUCGUCUUCAUCACAGCUAACCAUCAUCAGAACUAAAAUAACAACAAAAAGCCUCCCCCCCCCCAUCCUCUCUCACCACCUUAAUUUGCUUGUGUUAUAUGUUAUUGUUGUCGUCACCGUUGUUGUCGCUGCUCGCAGGCAACCAACCGACAUUGGCGGCGACUUCGACGACAACAUCACGACGACGAAGAAGAAUCAGAAGCAGAAGACAACGAGUGAAAAAUGUUAAUACUUUUUUCUGUCUGCCAGCCAGCCACACUAAUGCCAGCAGUGGUUCGUUCUGUCGGUUUAGUCUUCACUCAGAAUCCAUUUUAUUAAUGUGUAUUAAAGCAUUCAUUGCGGUUGCGGUAACUGAAAAAACCGGACGGAAAUUUUGUGUAAAAGAAUUUAAAGAGUGUCAAGCGAAUUAUAACAAGAAGAAAAAAAUUAAAAGUCGACAAGUCUUGAGUCUGAGCCAACCAAGUGUGUAAGGCAUUAAAAAUAUUAUGAAAUAUUUAAUGUACCGUUAUUUAAACAAAUCACAAUAAGAAACCCCAACAACACCACAUCAAAGUGUUAAUUUGAAAAUUUCUACACAAAAGAAAAAGAACGCGUGUGUGUGAGUGAGAGUGUGCAAUAUCAAGAAGCCAAAAGACCAGCCACACACAGCCACGAAUUUUUGUCGCCAGCUGAAAUUAAAAAAAAUGAAAGCGAAAUUUCGUUGUCAUCUCAUUUGAUAUCUACAACCACCCUAUCAACUAAAACAAUACAAUCAACAAAAAGAAGGCAAUCACUUGCACAAAAAUAAUAAUUCAACUGUUAACUGAGAUUCAAACCGAAUGCAGUAUUUCAACUACGCCAUACAAACAUCCUCUCGUUUCCUAACCUCAACUGCCGCCAACAGCCAUAAUCCCCAGUUCCCCAUUCCCCUACCCGGUUCCAGCAGUAGUGCCCAAUCCCCCACAAACGGAGAUCUCCUGAACGCCAAUAGUCUUGAAGAAACAACACAUCAUAGCUAUUCCGUCUCCGCUGCCACUGCCACCGCCGCUGUAGUAACCGCUGCAGUACCCCCGGCCUGUGCUGCUGCGGACUCUGAACCUACACAAAAUCCAUGAAAUUUACUCACCACAUUUAAUGUUAACUUUGCGCGAAACAAACUGUUAUCAUUCUUUAAUCGCGAUAUGGCCGCUACCGAUGGCCAAAUAAUAUUGGCCGCAUCCCGUUUCGGGGAUACGGCAACAGCGCCGCCGGUCUAUUUGCGUGACUUUUCCAAACAAAAACUACCGGCUGUGGCGAAAAUUGUCAAGGGGCAACAUCAAAAUCUGGGCGUACCCACGCUAUCGGCACCCUCGCUCCAGAGCACAGCCCUGUUUCUGAGCUCUGGCAAAAAGUAUCAAAUUCUAGCACAACCCAUCAAAUUGAAGGAGGGUCGCAAACCGACCAAUGUUGGUGCUAAAGUUCUCAUACCCGAAACCUAUCCGGGUUUCUUUGAACUGCUCAGCGAAGAUGGCCGUUCGACACGAUGCAUUGAAUCGGUGUUGGAGCUAUCGAAACGUCGCAACUGUCGGGUAUUGGUGCGUGAAACAUUUCGUUGUCCGACAAUGAAUCGGACCAUCCAUGCCGGUGAACUGCUGACGACCAUGAACGACAAUGGCAAGGUUCUGCAGUGCCGAAACAUCAAGGAUGAGAUCAUCAAUUUGCCACUCGAUACCAAAGCGAAAUUUUCACCCAUUGCUAAGGAGGAUAGCAUUAGUGGGGUGCAUACGGUGAAGAAUCUGCUGCUAAAGCGUAUGCCUAUAGUUGUGAGAUUAGUUCACGGUAGCGUACCGAAGGGUUUGAAACAGCCCUUCGUUCCCGAGAUGCGUCUUUUGGGCUGUGUUGAAAUCGAUCGCAUUUUUGCUCUGCCCCUGCAAAAGGACAACGAUCUGGUGCCGGUUCCACUCAAUGCCAAGAUCAAACUGCAACGAGCCAAAAACAUGGAUCAGUUGGAACAUUUCAUCGAGUACACCCGAUUUCUGGACAAGGCACAGCGUUUGCUGUGCGAUGCCCGCGAUCGUUUGCAAGUCGUCGACAUUAAGCUGUCCGAAAAGGAGAAAAAGGACUCGAAAUUUAGUAACCGUAACAAAUUACCCGUGGUUAUGUUGCCAUCAGCGGCCGGUGUGGCAUAUGUGGCCAAUGGCUUGCUCGAGAAUGGAUAUAUUCUGAAACGUAGUGCCAGCUGUGAUUCGUACAGUAAAAAUCAACCACCCGCCGAAAUAUCGGAAGAGUAUAAGGACAUCGAUCACAUAUAUGACUAUGUGCGCGGUUUGGCUCCGCUGACGAAGGCUCUGUCGCGAUUCGAGCCGAUCAAUGAGACGCCCACAAUUAAGUCACAGUAUACCGAUAGUAGCGGCAACUAUUGCAGUCUGAUACGCGUUAACCCGAAUUCAAAUGGCCAUAACAACAAUAAUAACAACAAUUCGAAUAGCAAUAACAACAGUUUAAACAACAGCGGUGGCAACAUUAGCAGCAGCAACAAUAAUAACAACAACAAUUACAGUAGUCUAGAAUCGAACAAGCACACCAACACGAACAGCAGUCACAACAGCAGCAGCAAUCACAGUCAUCACCAUCAUCACUCGCACUCACAUCACCUACCACCGGCCGUUGUCGGCGGUGGCGGCGGCGGCCAUCAUCACCACCACCAGAACCAUUCUCACAAUCAUCCGACACCCACCAGCGGUCAUGUAGUCAAUCAUUACCAACACAGUCAUGUCCAGGAGGACAUUAAGCCAGUGCCACCACCUAUCGAGACGAUUCCGGGUAAAAAAUUGCCCGAAAAGCGACAGCGACCCACACUACCAAAGCUUUACUUGAAAAAUACCCACAGUGCUGGUAGCAGCAGUGGAGGUGGCAUGGGCGGUGGCAACACCAACACAAGCAGUUCCAAUGGUAGCCACCACCAUUCACAUCAUCAACAACAUCACAGCCAUCAUCAUAGUCAUCAGGCGUCGGCGGCGGUGGUGAAUGUUAACGCCUCGGCGUCUUCAGCCGUUGUGACAGCUGUGGCGGCCCAUCAUCAUACGCAUCACCAUCCGAAUGGUCGCGUCUUAACACCCAGCAAUCAUCAUCACUCCCCACUGAACGGUGUGGUGGGUGGAGCACCGUUAAGUGCUGGCAUUUUGAAUAAGGAUUGUGGCCUGGAACCGCAAUCGCCACUGUUUCACAUUCGUUACAAAAGUCUCAGUAGUCUGCAAUUGACACCCGAUAGCACCUCCAUUUCACCGCCGAUCUCAACCAAUCCCAAAGGUCAAUCCAUAGUCGCACCACCCGAUCUAGUACUUAAAUGUAGUAGCAACAGCAACAACAACAUCAACUGCCAUCCAGCACCGCUGCCCUUGAGUAAAAGCUCCAGUACAACUGGCGGUCUGACGGGUAUGCUGCACUCCUCACACCCCCACAAUCCGCGUGAAGGCACCCUCGAUUCAUCGCGCAGCGGUGGACGCACCUCGGGCGACUCCAAUAAAUUGCCCGAAAAGAAGACGAGACGUCUGUCGAGGCCUCGUAGUUUAUCGAAUUUAGUCUGGGAUCUAAGGCCAUCCAAAGAAAAGUCCAAAAAGAAACUCUACAUUCAUCACUUCGACCAUCGUCAGCAGGCGACACUGUACUUGUAGUCAGACGGCGACGGCGGCGACAGAUAUAUUGCAAUUGCAUGUCGGCAAUGUUUAGAAUUUUAGCUUGAAAACAAAACAAAAAAACUGUCAAUCAGGCAUUGCUGGGAGUACGUUUGUCAUCAUAAGGUUCGCUGUUGGCCUGUUCAUUAACCCAAAACGAGAGAAAAACAAAACGAUGGAAAUAAAAUGGGCAAACAACAACGACCCAAUCCCAGCAUACGGGCCUAUAACGCCUACUCAUCGUUACAACAGAUCACCAUUAUUAGCCUCAGCUUUGGAGCUUUACCACCACCUCAUCAUUGUCAUCAUCGCCAUCAUCGUUUAGCCUAACCCCGCUGUAGCAUCUAGAAAUACUUCUAAUUCUUUGACCUACCCCUCUUCCUAUUCUUCAUAUUCUUGUGCUUUUGUUAUUCUACCAAAUACUGCCAUCAUUAACAGCGCCAACCAGCACCAGCACCACAACAUCAACACCAGCAUUUUUGAAAACAUCAGUGUCUAAGUGUUCGCAGAAAACAGAAUAAAUGAACGAAGCAAGGAAGGAAGGAAUUACUUCAGUGCAUAUUUAUAAGAUCUUUUGAAUAACAUUUCCAUGGAAACCUCAGUCUGGCAGUGGAAGCAGCAAAAAUAUUUUAUUUUAAAAUUCCGAACAUCAGAACGAAAGCAUGAAUUUAAAUUAUCCACAAGAUUUGUGUUCCAAAAUUACUUAGAUCAAAUUGAUGAAAGCUUUAAUUGUUUUGUUUUAACAAGAAAAAAGUAAAUGUGCCUUUUAUUUAAAAUAAAUAACGAAUAAUAUUUGUAUGUCUGUAUAAAUAUAGAUUGCGAUCCCCCUUACCUCCCUCCCUCGCCACCCACCCCUCAUAGCCAUUAUGCCCUCAUUACAAUUACUAACUACAAUUAUGCGAUUAAGCUUGUUUUUAUUAAGCUUGCAAUUGAAAAUCCAUUUAAAUAUUUCUCUAAGAAAAAAUAUUUCAUAUUGGAGAAAAGCGGAAAAGUUAAAUUAACAAAACAAAAAAUAAAAAAGAAAUAAAAAUUCAAACGAAAUGAGGAAAUCACAAUUUCGUCUUAAGUCUGUAGAUGAAAACUGACAAAAAAUAGACUUACACAGAAGUUGUUGGAUUUCCUCGCUUAUGAAAGUAAAGCAAAAAAAACAAAAGCUAAUAAAACGACAUAAAAAAUGCUUAACAAAAAAAAGUGAAUUCUCAUUAACAUUUAUCAAGUCUUGAAAAUUGUGAUUUUAUUUUAAUAUUUUUUUUUUUAUUACAACAAAAGCAAAACAGAAAACUCUAAAAGAAUGUAUAGGAAUUCUGUCAUUGUCUUAGAUGUUAGAGUAGUAAACAAAAACAAUUUGUUUUUUUAAUGCUGAGCUAAAUAGAUAAGUUUUAAUAUUUUAGGAUUUGCUUAAGUGAAUAUGUUUUUUUUUUUUUUUUUUUUAAUUUUUUGUAUAGACAGUUACAUAAGUUUCAGGGGUAUGUCAUUCAAAAUUAAUUGAUAAUUUUAUUUUCGAAAAUUUAAAUUAUGAGCAUAUAUUAAAUACGAUUUCCCAUACAAAACACAGGGUGUACCAAAAUAUGGCCAGAUAAAUUUGAUAGCCUUUUUGAAAACUAAGAAAUUUGGCCAUACUGAAAGUUCGUCAUUUGUUGGUAUUUUUGGUAUAUCCCCAUCCACAUUGCUGCCACUUUUCGUAGAAUGUAAUUGAAACCCAGCAAACAGACUAUCAUCUCAAGAAACUUCAAUUCAAUUAUAAUCAAAAAAGAAAAAAAUCAAAUUAAUUAAUAAAAUACAAAUAAUCUCAUAAUAUAUAAUUGAAAAUCACACACACACACAAUUUCUAUAUUAACUUCUUUCUAAUAAUAACAACAAAAGCAAUAUAAACGAAAUCAUUGCAAUAUUAACUAUUAAAAGUAACGCGCUAUUGAAUCAAAUCACAGCAAACGAAAAUAAUUAAUUUCCCCAUUCUUAGGAAAGUUUUUCAAAACGAAAAAAAGAAAAUACUAAAAAACUCUUUAGGCAUCCAACAAACAAACUUGUCAUUAUUAUUUUAUUUAAUUAUUUUUUCUUAUAAUUUAAAUUCUCACUUACCAUGUCCAUAUAAAUGUAUUCCAUUCAGAUUAUGUUUUGUUUUUAAGUUUUUUUUCUUUAAUUUUUAUAGCAACAUAGACUUCAUGCAAUGCAUAUUUUUAUAUGCUUCAAACAAAAAAAAAAAAAAACAAACAAUUCAUAAAAUAAAUAUUAUAAUUAAAAUAAAAUAUAAUUAUUAUUAUUAUUAUCAACUGUUUCAGUCGUCGUUUAUGUAUUAUUAUUAAUUGAUCAUUAUAUAAUUUUAGCCUUACAUAUAUACAUACAAAAAUAUAUAAACAUUCUAUGUGUAUUAAAAAAAACAAAACAUAUUUUAUGAGAAAAAUAAAAUAAACAAAAAUCAUUAAAAA
Musca domestica (house fly) is the source of this 6353-nucleotide messenger RNA. RefSeq names its product LIM domain-containing protein A-like. The transcript has 6 exons. The record is from RefSeq and is a predicted model, not a curated record. Lineage: Eukaryota; Metazoa; Arthropoda; Insecta; Diptera; Muscidae. Bases 1456 to 3927 code for a protein of 823 amino acids.